GAUCUCAUCACUGAGUCUCUCUUAUUACAUGAUUACAGGCUUGAACGCCGCUGCUGUCUGUGAUGCCCUCCCAUGACGCCGAGGUCGGUAGCUGACACUGCCAGUGAGCGGGAGACGCCACUGCACAACCGGUCCUGGGCCAGCGCCGUCAGCCGGUUCUCGCCCUCCCUCUCACACACUGGAGACUCCACAUCCAACCGCCUACCACUUUCCACAACCACCUGCUCCGUUCCGCCCCAGUAAAGACCCCCCAACGCAGACACGCUGACGUCCUCGACCAGCACCAGCAGCAGCAGCAGCAGCCAAAAACAAUAUCGUCAACACAAUCAGCAACACCAGCACCACCAUCAUCACCAGCAGCAGCAGCAGCAGCAGCCGCAAUCAUGUCCAGUCGUAGGAAGUCCUCCACCCCCUGCAUGGUCCGGGUCAUCAGUGACCUGCCUGAUGAACAAGAUGACCCGGAGGAGGUGAUGGACAUGGAAAUAUUGGCAAGCAAAGAUGUGAGAGAAAAUGAACCACCUGAAUCUGCGAAAAAGAGUCAAAACCUCAUGAAGGAUAAUGGAGAUAAUCCAGACCAGAAGGCAUUUCCAAAACACUUAGACAAAGAGCAGCAGUCUGGAUGUGAAGAUCACCCCCCUGUCAUCGAAGAUGUAGAAGCCAGAGGGGGGAAGGACAAAGAAGCGCCAGAAUCAGACCCGGUGUCCCAGAAGAAGCAGGGAAGAGGUUACGAGUGCAAAUACUGCCCGUUUUCGACGCAGAACCUGAAUGACUUCAAAGAACACGUGGACUCGAGCCAUCCUAACGUCAUUCUAAAUCCACUGUACCUCUGUGCUGUCUGCAACUUCAACACCAAGAAGUUUGACUCGCUCACAGAGCACAACGAGAGCCGGCACCCAGGUGAGACGAACUUCAAGUUCAAGAGGAUAAAAAUGAACAAUCAGACUAUCUUAGAGCAGACAAUCGAAGGCAAGGACAAUUCAGCUGAAUGCGACGUGACAAAUGAAAAAGGUGAAAGCCACAGUAGCUCUGUGUUUCCACCUUGCAUAUCUACCACAGUGAAAUCUCCGGGUAGUGUGCACACGCUCUUUGGAGGGAGCGAACUGAAAAGCCAGCUGGACGGUUUGAUCCAGAAGGACCAAAUCACAGCAGUGAACAUCAACGGAACAGUCAUCAUCCCUGAACCCACCAUCGUCCAAGGGCUCUCCCAUGUCACCCCAAUGCUCCAGCGUCCACCCAACUUUAACUCUGUACCAAAAAUAGCCGUUCCCUUGAACACCACCAAAUAUAACCCUUCUUUAGACAACAACCUGACGCUGAUCGCCUCCUUUAAUAAAUUCCCAUACCCAACGCAUGCUGAGCUGUCAUGGCUUACAGCUGCCUCCAAGCACCCGGAGGAACAGAUCAAAGUCUGGUUCACUACCCAGCGGCUGAAGCAAGGUAUCACUUGGUCCCCAGAAGAGGUGGAGGAAGCCAGGAAGAAAAUGUUUAAUGGCUCCAUCCCUCCUGCUCAUCACACGUUCACCGUCUUGCCUACAAGCCCCAUCUCUCAGCCGUCUGCCAAAGCCUCACAGCAGCCCAUCGUCCACACGACAGUCGAGCAUCUCGGUCACGUCCGGACGACUGCGCCCAAUGGGCUAACUGUAGUCACCACAAACUCCCCGGCAGGCUCUAGCCACUCCCUUAAGCGACCCCUGCCGACACAGCUGUCAACAGUGUUUGAGUCCAAGCGACCCAUCAUGGCAGUGGCGCCCCACUCUGGUGACCCUAAAGACAAGGUCCUAAUGGCUCCUCCCCCACCACCUCCUCCCCCAAAAGGCCGCCUCCCAAUGGCUCCACCUCUUGUUCCCGUGGAGAUGAAAAGACCUGUAGCAGUUCCUCUGGUUACCACAGAGAUGAAGAGGUCAUCCGCUGCUGUGCCUUUAAUGCCACCGCCUCCAUCGUUGUCAUCAUCAUCUUUGUCUUCCAAAGGGAAGAUUCUCUCGGCGUCAGGAAAUCCCAAAACAAAGCCGGUGGUGUCUCUGCCCUCCAUAGUCUUUCCAGAGUCGUUAACAAGGCCAACGAUUGCCCCCCCACCGAUCUCUGUCUCUCCGUUCAGAAACAGUUUACUUAUUCCCCGUACCGUGCCCGUCCCUUCCAAAGAAAAACACCCCAGUUCUCACAAUUUGCCAGCUUCUGAUUUAAAUUUGCCGAACUCCCCUCCGCUCAUUACUUCACAGGUAAGGAGGCCGACAAUUAUCCAGUCCAUUCGUGCUCCGGCUAAAGCUCCAUCCCAGAUUUCAGCGUUCUCCUUGGAUGGCAAGAAAUUAAAAGAGCAGCAAGGAGUGGAGCUGAAAGCCAGCUACCCCAGAGGAGACAAGGUAGUCAGUCCUCUGCCAGAGGCCAAUGGAACGUCUCGAAUGGACGGGAAAUGGCCCUUUGAUCAGACCUCUCCUGGUCACAAUAAUGGAAUCUUACAUUUGGACGGUGGGGACAUCCCAGCAGUACCAAAACCAGAUUUUCAACAUAAGUCCUCGGUGCUGACCCAGUUCCCCUUGCUGGAGAGGAUGAAAGGAAAAACGGCAAAACAACUGAAGAUCUUGGAGGAGAACUUCUUGCGGAACAGCUUUCCUACACACAGCGACGUGGAUAAUCUGUCGGCCAUAACCCGCCUGUCUCAUCAGGAAAUCGACAGCUGGUUUGCAGAGCGCCGCGCGCUUCGUGACAACCUGGAGCAAGCCCUUCUGAACUCCAUGGGCACUAAAAGGAUGGGCGGCAAUGGCAUUGGUGCCAUCACUGAGAAACAGCUACAUCAGCACCAAGCACUGCAACUGAAUGGGAUUCACAAACCAAGCACCGGUGUAGGCCUCCUUAAAAGCCCUCCACCAACUUCACACCCCCUGUCCAUGAUUGCUCCUGGCACCAUUGCACCUUCCGUCCCCAAUCUGAAUUCCUGCUCAGUGCCUCCAGACGGCCGAUCCCUGGCGCUCCUCAAGGACGAUUUUGCUCAAACGCGGUGGCCUUCCCCUGAGGAGUUCAGCCAGCUGGAGGGUCGGACAGGACUGGCUCGCGGAGAACUGGCCCGCUGGUUCACCGAUAGUCGGCUGCAGAGCGGCAGCAUGGACUUGGCAGAACUUUUUCACAACAAUGGCGUGAAUGGAGGACAGGGGCUGCCUAUGUGUUCCCCUGAAAACGUUCCACCCAGCAUCAUCCAGCGCUGUCAGGAAGGAGCCGUAACAAACAACAACAGUAAGGUGCUGGAGGUUGAGAUGGGCUGGCUGAUGGACCAGCGCACCAACAGCCUCAACAAUCAACAGCACGAUGAGCUCCAAGACCAGUUUGCUGGCAGACUGAGGCAGCAGAGCGUGGCGGAGCUGAAGAACGGGGGACAGAACGGGGGUGUCCUCGGAGGAGUGCGGGAGGUGUUCGGGACCUGGCUGGAGGACUCGAGGCGAGGGCGGGAGCUGCUCGUGGACAGAGAGAAGAAGAUGGCGGAGGACGCGUCUGGGAGGCUGACCGGAUAAACGGUGUGAAUAAGAUUCGCCUCCAUCGCCUCCGCCGCCGCCGCUGCUGCUGGAAACAGAAGAGGAGAAAACAUGAAGAAUGGAGCAACAAAAGAAGAGUUUCUCGAUUAUCUAAUUUUUUUUUCCCUGUUCUUGUGUUUUCAGAUUUUUUUGGUUUUUGUUUUUAAUCUCUUGAUUGUCGCAUCCCGGCUCACGCACAACAUCCUCCUCCGUCACGCCGUCAGCGACCUGGAGCGACCGCGGUGUAGAUGUGACGCUCGCACACAAAAGCACGAGUUUGAACACGACAGAGCCGCUGCUGCGCUUUGCUGUGGGCUGCACCCAAAUUGAAAUCUGAAGAGCGCGAGGAGAAAUUCAGGGUCACGAUCUGUGAAGAUAAUUGAAACCCCCCCACCCCACACACCCACCUUUACAGUGGAUUUCAAACUGCCGCUUUCAGUUUUACAGUAGUAUUAUAACACAACACCGUCGCACAGGCGUCCUGCAGAGUGCCGUAAACAGAGUCGGACCCUUUAAAUGUGUUUUGACUUCAGGGGGACAAAAUUCAAACAUUCCCUCAAAGAAGUGAAGUGGAUCACUUCCACUCCCCCCGAGAAUAAAUCCACAAACGAGCCGGAAAACAAAGCAAGUUUAAGUGAACCGCAACAACAAACAUGCCUGAAAAAAACAACUCGUGUCCCUUCAAACCAAACCUCAGUAGGAUUCGUUUAUUAAUUCCUCAGCGCACGCUUUGGGUGAAUUAAACGAACAAUUAGUAUUUCGCUCGUGCAGCAUAUCAGGAUUUAUUCCAGUCGUUCUUCGUCCUUGUCACAGCCGUCCGCCUGCAUCAUUAUGCAACUCUUUAUUUUUCCACCUAAGUCGGAGGAAGUCACCAGAAUGUUUUAUUCAGAGUGUUUUCUCUUCUUUUAAAUGAUUGUUAAACGUAUUUAUUGAAUUGCCGAGCUGCAGCUGGAGCCUUUAACUGCCAGUUUUCAGCCUUUACGUUGGCUCAGCGCUGCAUUGUGAGACGAGCGAGUCCUUCAGCGCCACAGAAACUUUCUAUAUUUACUUCCUUUUGUUGUUUUUCCACUGGAGUGUGGAGUUGUCAGCAGCACCGUAUUAAAAGCUGCUUUGGUCGGCGUGACGGCGCACGAGGCUUUGUUCACGCGCAAGCGGACGAGUUUAUUCAUGUUUUCCAUUUUCCUCAGAUUGGUUGGUGCGUGAGAAACGAUUCGCCGGCUAAAGGAACGCUGCGUGCCUCAGUCUGAGUGCCGAGGAAAAUUUUUUAUCCAAUGUUAGAAAUUAAAAGAAAACAUUUCUGUUAAUCGAGCUUCAACAUACAUGUUAAAUUUAUAACUGUUAGACUUCAGUGGAUCCUUCUCAUUUCACGUUUUCAUUAACAACACCUCUGAAAUAUGUUCCUGAGUUUAACCUUGAGGAACUUUUUUGUCCAAUCAAAUGGCCUGUUACUUCACUUCCUCACGGCUUUAGGUGAAUCACCUCUGUUACAAACUAUAAAGACUUUAGUUUUCAUUGUUGGACUCCACAGCUCCUCCCCUUUAGGGGAAAGUUCUCCUGAUUGGCUGCUCCUUAUAGCGGGAAAUUAGUAAGGUGGGCAGGAUUGUCUCCUUUCUAUGACAUCACACAGAGCCAAGGGUAGAAAAAGCUGUUCAGUGUUAUUCAUAUAGCACCAACCGUCCCCUUGCAAAGUAAAGACCUACAAUACUACAGAGAACCCCAACAAUCAGACGACCCCUGUGAGCAGCACUCUGGCAACAGCG
Molecule: messenger RNA, 5260 nt
Organism: Pundamilia nyererei
Lineage: Eukaryota; Metazoa; Chordata; Actinopteri; Cichliformes; Cichlidae
Product: zinc fingers and homeoboxes protein 2-like
Exons: 4
Coding region: 384-3500 (1038 amino acids)
Biological process (GO): regulation of transcription by RNA polymerase II
Cellular component (GO): nucleus
Molecular function (GO): DNA binding; DNA-binding transcription factor activity, RNA polymerase II-specific
Source: RefSeq, a predicted model, not a curated record